This is a messenger RNA of Gigantopelta aegis, 2136 nucleotides long. Its product is annotated as SUMO-conjugating enzyme UBC9-A. NCBI's taxonomy places the organism in Eukaryota, Metazoa, Mollusca, Gastropoda, Neomphalida, Peltospiridae. Gene Ontology annotation, cellular component: nucleus. The coding region runs from base 141 to 632 and encodes 163 amino acids. The transcript has 7 exons. The record is from RefSeq and is a predicted model, not a curated record. Gene Ontology annotation, biological process: protein sumoylation. Gene Ontology annotation, molecular function: SUMO conjugating enzyme activity.
CAAAAUCUCAACAUGUACCACGUGACAUUCGCGAGAGUAUGUCAAUUUUGGCAGUGUUUUUGUUAGUUUUCGCCAAUUCUGUUUGAUGUGUGUUGUGAAGUAAUAUACAGUUGACGUCGCUUAGUUUUCAGGGUUGAAAAAUGUCGGGCAUUGCACUUGGUCGUCUAAGUGAAGAAAGAAAAUCUUGGAGGAAGGAUCACCCCUUUGGUUUUGUUGCUAAGCCUAUGAAGAAUCCCGAUGGAACACUUAAUUUAUUAAACUGGGAGUGCAAGAUUCCUGGAAAGAAAGGGCAAACCUGGGAAGGUGGCCUAUACACACUACGCAUGUUGUUCAAGGAAGAUUAUCCAAGCACUCCUCCAAAAUGUAAAUUUGAGCCUCCACUGUUCCACCCCAAUGUAUAUCCAUCAGGCACUGUGUGUCUAUCUCUGUUGGAUGAAGAGAAAGACUGGAGGCCAGCAGUUACAAUAAAACAGAUUCUUCUUGGCAUCCAAGAGCUGCUCAAUGAGCCCAAUAUCAAAGAUCCUGCCCAGGCGGAGGCAUACACAAUAUAUUGUCAAAAUCGUGAAGAAUAUGAUCGACGAGUGCGGGCACAGGCAAUCAGAUUCAGAGAUCCCACUCUGGGACAGACAUGAUGGAACGUCGACUCUGAUCUAAACUUUUUCAUGGCGGACCAAAACAUUAAACAAUAUGUUCGGGGUCUGUGCUUAUAAAACUGUUAGAGUCUAGUCUCCAGUUUAUAAUGAUGAUAAGCACACAUGCAAGUUGAAUGCAUUGCCAUGAUGUUAAAGUCUCCGCGUCUUGAUAGAGAUUUUAACAAGACUUGUUUCUAGACUUUAAAGGUUUUAUAAGCAUGUGGCCUCACUUGGUGAUUGUUAUUGCACUAUCUACACGACGUAACAUAGUUUGGACUUGGUGGACAACUGGAUUCAGCUUUCAGACUUAUGUAGCCAUAUCUGGAUUAAAACUAAACAUAGGUUGCAAAAUGACGAGGAAAAUCAACACAUUUUAUUUUUAAAAUGACAGUAAUUUUGUUCUCUCAUACUUUUCUCCAUUUUGUAAAUAAUGCACAUUGUUCUGUAUUAGUUUUUGUUAGUCAUUUCAUCCCAUGCAUAACAUUUUUAACAUAAACAUAAUUAUUAUAUUGGUAUUUCUGGUAUAAAAAGGUUAAAAAAUUUGAGACAUUUUAAAGUAACAGCGUGAACUUAUAUUUUAUUGUAUUCAUCAUCUUUUAGUCUUGUUAAAUGAAAAUGUUUUUGGCGUAUGGUGUUGGGCGAAAUAAUGCAUAAGUUUAUGUUUAAAAUCUAUAGGAACAGUUUAAUAUGAACAGGUUUGUUUUUUCCCAUUGGGUUUGCAAACUUCAAGAGACAUCAACAUGAGGCGAUUGUUGUAUGGUUGUAGUGGAUGUGAAUCGGUUGAUUCAUUAAGAAAGAAAUAUCUUUGUAUGAAUAUUUGUGUUUGCCUUUGUGGCUAUAUCUAAAAAAAAUUUGGGCAACAAUGUUGAUUAGUAAAAAAAAAAAAAAGAAAAAAAAAAAUGUUAAAUGAACUGGUAAAACAAAAUAAAAGGAAAAUAAACUAUUUGUUCAGCUUCAUGCUUACUUCAAUAGUAACACAGAAAACGUCUGCAUGUAUCGGGUGUACAAGACUUUCAGGUACAUGUUUGCACAUCGUAGAGGCUUUGUGAUAAAAAAAACCCAAACCCGUAUAGAUGGAAAUGCAAGAAGUGCAACAGCACAAUAGGUGGACUAGAUUCUAACAUUACUACUUGUUUAACUAACUAACAAGAUUUGACCAGUUAAAGUAAAAAAAGCCCCAAAACUGCUAGUCAGCUUUGUUGAGAUACAUUUUAAAGAAGGCAAAGUAUUUGUUAACCUACUUGUGCCAGGAAAUGACACCUUUCCAUUUUUUAUUUUAAAACAUAAUCUGUACAUUUCCAUUUGGCCUUUGUAAGGGUUGGGAUGUUUUCACAUAAAAUGUGCCAGCCGUAAUGGGAAGAUAACUACCCCAUUCCAUUCCCUUCCCCUCCUUGUCCUUGCUAUCAACACAUUUUACAGCCAUGUUAAUGACAGGGAUUAGACUAUUUGUAACUUUAUCAAUGUAUUUCUCAGUAACGAAAAAUAAAAAUCAUACUUAUUUUAA